Molecule: messenger RNA, 1694 nt
Organism: Camelina sativa (false flax)
Lineage: Eukaryota; Viridiplantae; Streptophyta; Magnoliopsida; Brassicales; Brassicaceae
Molecular function (GO): protein binding
Source: RefSeq, a predicted model, not a curated record
UGUUGGCUAGGGUUUGUAGUAGAUCGGAAUCUUCUUUUGCUACUGCUGCAGCUGCUGUUUCUGCCAGAUUGUUGUUCAGUACGAGCUUGGUUCAUCAUCGUCGCGGCGCUGCCAAGAAAAGUAGUAAGGUGCCUUCUUUGAGCGGAGGAACAUUUGGAGUAGAGAGCUUGAAAUUGAGAGGUGGGUCUCAUUAUAUCAAAAGCUUAGACGAUGCCAUUGAUUUGUUUGAUGAUAUGGUUCGAUCUGGCUCCUUGUAUUCGAUGGUUGUUGUAGCUUUGGUAGAUGGGGUGAUGCCGAGCAACUGCUACGUGAUAUGAUCAAAAGAAGUGUCGACCCUGAUGUUGUAACUUUCAAUGCAUUUGUCAAAGAAGGAAAGGUCUCUGAGGCUGAAGAAUUAUACAGUGAGAUGCUUCGAAGGGAUAUAUCUCCUGAUACAAUCACAUAUAAUUCAUUGAUUGAUGGAUUUUGCAAGCAUAGUCGUCUAGAUGAUGCGAAGCACAUGCUUAAUUUGAUGGUUAGCAAGGGCUGCUCACCUAAUAUAAUCACUAUAAAUACUCUCAUAGAUGGAUGCUGUAGGGCUAAGAGGUUAGACGCUGGAAUGAAACUCCUCCAUGAGAUGUCUAAAAGAGGCUUAGUUCCUGAUACAGUUUCUUACAACACUCUUAUUCACGGGUUUUGUCAAGUGGGGGAUCUUAAUGCUGCUCAAGACCUUUUCCAGGAGAUGAUUUCUCAUGGUGUGUCCCCUGAUAUCGUGACUUGUGGCAGUUUGCUGGAUGGUUUCUGCAAUGAUAGGAAAAUAGAUAAGGCAUUGGAAAUGUUUGAGGUUAUGCAGAAGAGUAAGAUGGAUCUUAACACUGCUAUAUAUAACAUCAUCAUCCAUGGAAUGUGCAAAAGUAGUAAGGUAGACGAAGCAUGGGAUUUGUUCAAUAGUCUCCCCCUCAAUGGUGUGGAGCCUGAUGUUCAAACGUAUAAUAUAAUGAUCAGCUCAUUUGUCAAUGAAGGGAAAUUUUCAAGGGCUGAAGAAUUAUAUGCUGAGAUGUUCCGAAAAGGUGUAGCCCUUAAUACUUUCAUCUAUAACUCAAUGGUUGAUGGGUUAUGCAAGCAGAACCGCCUAGAUGAAGCCAGACAGAUGUUUGAUUCCAUGGCUAGCAAAGGCUGCUCACCGAACUUAGUGACUUUUAAUACACUCAUUAAUGGCUACUGUAAGGCAAGAAGGGUUGAUGACGGAUUGGAGCUUUUUUGCGAGAUGUAUCGAAGAGGAAUAGUUGCUAACACAAUUACUUACAGCACUUUGAUUCAUGGGUUUUGUCAAGUGGGUGAUCUUAAUGGCGCCCUUGACAUUUUCCAGGAGAUGGUUUCUAGUGGGGUGUGUCCUAAUACCAUUACUUUCCGCAGCAUGCUGGCAGGCUUAUGUAGUAAGGAAGAACUACAAAAGGCAUUGGCAAUGUUGGAGGAUCUGCAGAUGGAUCAUCAAUUGGAGGAUGAAUGAAAGAAUUGGAAGAGUCAAUGCCAUUUCGCUUUUGUAAUUCCAUUUCUACACGUCUACUACUACUACAAUCAAAAUUAAUAUUUAAGGUUUUGCUUUUAGUUAACUCAGGAAGAAAAAAUUAAAAUCUCAAAAAGUAAUAUGAUGUUUUGUGAUGAUGAACUUGAUUCUUCGUUCAAGAUAUUUAUGUAUUCCAUAAUAUUUAUGA